This is a messenger RNA of Argiope bruennichi, 1218 nucleotides long. RefSeq names its product glutamate receptor ionotropic, kainate 4-like. Gene Ontology annotation, molecular function: glutamate-gated receptor activity. The coding region runs from base 1 to 1218 and encodes 405 amino acids. Gene Ontology annotation, cellular component: membrane. Lineage: Eukaryota; Metazoa; Arthropoda; Arachnida; Araneae; Araneidae. The record is from RefSeq and is a predicted model, not a curated record. The transcript has a single exon.
AUGACUUUUCCUACGUUUAUGCUAAUUGCUGUAAAUAAUAUAAUUGGCAUUUGUGAAUUAAAUCAUAUAUCAACCCGCAUUCCAAAUCUGUCUGAUGGCAUAGAAGCUGAAUUUUUGGAAAUACUGUCGAAAGCCCUGAAAUUCCGUUACAAACUUGUCGUUCCAGAGGAUAAACAAUGGGGCGCGAAACAGCCAAAUGGAAGCUGGACAGGAAUGAUUGGAAUGGUCAAUAGAGGGGAAGCCGACAUGGCCAUGUGUAGUCCUGCAAUAUCGGAGGAAAGAAGAUCGGCUGUUUACUUCAGUUAUCCAUAUGAUAUAGAACAAAUUGUUUUUGCCACCAAAGCACCCGGAUACUUGUCGAAGUAUUUUGCAUACUUCUAUCCGUUUUCAUCCAGUGUCUGGCUUAUAAUUAUAACUGUAAUUUUGACAUUGCCCUUCUUGUGGAAAAUUCUUUUAAAAUACAAUUUACGAAUAAGUAAACUGUGGUCGAAUGUUUUCAUUAGCUUUUUAAAUGGUGGAACAAACAUAAAACCUGCUACCUUGCCAGAUUAUAUUCUUUUAGGGACCUGGAUACCGAUGGUUUCAUUCCUUACUUUCUCUUACACUGCUGUCUUAUUAUCUUUCUUAACUCUACCACUUCAUGAAACAAUCGUUCGAGAUGUUUCUGAGCUAUCUGUGGCCAUCAGAAAUGGUAAAUACCGAUGCAUGGUAUACGAAGGCACAGGGAUUAAGGACAUACUAAAAGGUUCACCUACAACAGCUGUCAAAUUAAUAGGAACCGCUGUAGAAAACAACAACUGGUACAUCAAACCAUCACUGAAAAAUGUUGGAAAAGCACUCUCAGAAAAAAACGUUGCUGUUGUUUCUACUAGAUCCUUCUUUGAAGAUCAUUUUCUUGGAAGAGCUGUUCUUUCUCAUGAUUAUUUCCACCUUGCUUAUUUCGGACUAGUACUCAACAAGCAUUUUUGCUGUAAGAAAGCUUUGGAACGAACUCUGAGUCGAAUACAGGCAAGUGGUUUAUUUGAGAAAGUCAAAAGACAUUACCAAUUUAGAGCACGUCUUAAAUUUGGCAAGCAUAAAAUAGAAUCCUUGACCACUAUGAGCCCAUUAACAACCGAGGAUCUCUCUGGAGCGUUUCUGAUGUGGCUUCUAGGAAUAUGCACUUCAGCCUUCGUAUUGCUUUUGGAGUUUCUGUUGAGAAAAGUCACUGCAACUUGA